AUGAGCUCCACAGAGAGUCUCCAGAGCUUCAGCUCAGUGUGGGACAACCGCUCGAUGUGUAGCAACCGCUCGUGCCCGCUGGAGGAGGAGGCGCUGCGGCUCCCGCUGGCGGUGCUGUACUCCCUCAUCUUCCUGUUCGGGCUGCUGGGAAACCUGCUGGCGCUGUGGGUCUUCCUGUUCCUGCACCGGCGCAGAAACUCCGUCCGCGUGUUCCUGAUCAACGUGGCGCUGGCGGACCUGGUGCUGCUGGCCUGCCUGCCGUUCCGGGUGCUGUACCACGCCCUUGGCAACGUGUGGACGCUGGGGCCGCGCAUGUGCCGGGUGGUGGGAAACCUCUUCUACAUGAACAUGUACGUCAGCAUCACACUGCUGGGGCUCAUCAGCCUGGACCGAUACCUGAAGAUCAUGGGCUCCCACAGGGGCCGGCGCUGGCUCCGCGGCCGCAGCUGGAGCCUUGUGACCUGCGGGCUGCUGUGGGGUCUGUCUGUGCUGAUGGCGGUGCCCAUGAUGGCGCUGGCGGAGGGUAACGAGGAGCCGGGGAAGUGUUACCAGUAUAAGCAGAGGAAGCAUGCGCGCGG
Messenger RNA from Danio rerio (zebrafish), 578 nucleotides. RefSeq names its product G protein-coupled receptor 34a (gene gpr34a). Gene Ontology annotation, molecular function: G protein-coupled receptor activity. Lineage: Eukaryota; Metazoa; Chordata; Actinopteri; Cypriniformes; Danionidae. Gene Ontology annotation, cellular component: membrane; plasma membrane. The record is from RefSeq and is marked provisional. Gene Ontology annotation, biological process: G protein-coupled purinergic nucleotide receptor signaling pathway; G protein-coupled receptor signaling pathway; signal transduction.